UUGGACACGACGAUGUACGCAGGCAACAGAGUUAUCGCUGACAAUAACGUCACUGUCCAGCUGAACGUCACACAGGCCGUCGUCUCCGGUUUACUUCAGACAGAAUCGGAGAAUCACCAAGAUUAUGUGAUCAGCUUCAUCCUCUCCGUCCUUUACACCACAUUCCUCUUUCCCGUCGGCUUCAUCGGGAACGUCCUCAUCUUAGUCGUCAACCUGGACAACAGCGGGCACCUGGCAGCCCCAGACCUCUACUUUGUGAACCUUGCCGUGGCCGACCUCAUCCUUGUGGCCGAUUCUCUGAUCGAGGUGUUCAACCUGAAGCGUGGCUACUAUGACAAAGCCGGACUCUGCACCUUCAUGAGCCUGUUCCAGCAGGUCAAUGUGUACAGCAGUGUCUUCUUCUUGACAUGGAUGAGCUUUGACCGCUUUAUCGCACUGACUAGAAACAUUGGACGGAGCAGGCCGCAUGCGCGCCUCAGCUGCAGCCUCAUCUGGGUGUCCUCGUCCUUGCUCGCGCUCCUGCCUUUUGCUUUAGCUCAAGCUCAGCACGCCGGGGAACGCAGCUUCUGCUUUGCCAACGUGACACAGAUUCAGUGGCUCGAGGUGACGAUGGGUUUCCUGCUGCCUUUCUGCGUCCUGCUGGUCUGCUACUGGAGAAUAGCAAGGGUGCUCCUGCGCAGCCAGAGGGAGCGAGAGGGGCGACAGUGGAGGCCCCGCAGGCGGCAGAAAGCCCUGCGGAUGAUCUCGGCAGCUGUUUUGGUUUUCUUCCUCUGCUGGCUGCCGGAGAACGUGUUUGUAAGUGUCCACCUCCUGAGAGGCGACACAAACGGGGAGACGCUGUGGCGGGACUACCCACUGACAGGUCACACCGUCAGGCUGGCAGCCUUCUCAAACAGCUGCCUGAACCCGCUCAUUUACAGCUUCCUUGGAGAGACUUUCCAGCACAAAAUUAAGCUUUUUCUGCAGCAGCGGAGCAAAUGGGUUAAGCUGCUAAGUUCAGGCACAAGCAGGUCCAUGUGUGCGCCGCCUGCAAACAACCGCAGCCAUGCAGCAUGUGACAGACUGUGCCAGUCCACAAAUGCAAUAUCCAACAAACUGUUACACUCCAUUCACAUAAAGGUCAGCAGCAUAUAA
Messenger RNA from Solea solea (common sole), 1134 nucleotides. RefSeq names its product G-protein coupled estrogen receptor 1-like. Lineage: Eukaryota; Metazoa; Chordata; Actinopteri; Pleuronectiformes; Soleidae. Gene Ontology annotation, biological process: G protein-coupled receptor signaling pathway; cellular response to estradiol stimulus. Gene Ontology annotation, molecular function: nuclear estrogen receptor activity; G protein-coupled receptor activity. The coding region runs from base 13 to 1134 and encodes 373 amino acids. The transcript has a single exon. The record is from RefSeq and is a predicted model, not a curated record. Gene Ontology annotation, cellular component: membrane.